AUGUCUGAUACCCUAUCAUCUCUAUCACUUGGAGAUGAAUUUGAUGUAAACAAAGUAUCUGAAAACAACACUUCUGAAUUAGAGUUGUCUGACUCUUCACAGGAGUCUGGAAAGGUGGUUUGUAAAAGAAGACACUCAAGAGAGGAGCCUGACCCUCAAGAAAGGACGGCCAUCAAGAAAGCUAGAACUGAGGGUAUUCUUCCAAAUUGUGUGGACUACAAUAAAUGUAUGCAGCAAAUAAGAGAACAAUAUUUUUCAAAGAUUCCAGAGUUAUAUAUGUAUGGUUUUAAAUUCAAAACACCUUUUAAACUUGAAUUGAAAAAUAAGUCAGAUUAUCCUAAACUUAAGCAAGCCCUGAAUAGGUGUGUUCAGAUGGAUGCUGAAGCUGAUGAGACUAAUGUUAAUGAGGACAAUUUGAGUACUGACCAGACCAAAAUAACACACUGUUCAGGAACUGAUAAACUUGAGACAAAUGAGAACAUUCCUUCUACAUUGGCUUCAUGUACAAAUAUAACACAUGUAGAUACAGAUAUAGAAGGCCAUGAAUCACUCCAGAACUUUGAAAGCAUAACAAACAGAGCAAGGGAAGAAACUAAUGAAAAGGAAAAACGCACAAGUUCUGAUGUAACUGAAGCCAAACAGAGUGAUAAGGGUAUAAUAAAUGAAAGAACAAGUGAAUUAGACAAGAAUAAAGAAGAUACUUCAAAAUUAAGUAAAGCCAAACAGGCAGUUGACAAUAGACAAAACAAUAAAACAACACUUAAUGACAACAGAAAUUACAGUGGUAAAGAGGGCUACAGUAUACAUGUAAUAAAAAACAGUCAGUAUUCAGAUAUCUCUGAAGAUGAGGAUGAUUCACCUAUCCUAAAAGGCUGCCACACUGACACUCCACCACCAGAAUUUAACCAUCCUGAGAGUUACUGCAAUACCCAAGCUAAAGGUGAAACCUCUUACAAUCCAAAGAAAGGCAAAGAAAGAAAGAAAAGUGGAAGUAAUGCUAGAUCAUCAGUUUGUAAAGAUACACCACAAGAAAUAGACAAAACCACAACAGAACCAGCACCCAGCAACAGUAUAAAUGGUGCAAGACCUCUUCUAAAUGAAAACAUACUGAGACAAUUAAGUAUUGAAGAUUUAAAAACAUUGCUAAAAAAUAUAUUGCAUAAUUAUCCUUAUGGGGUUGAAAAGGGACCAGCCAAACCACCACAACUUGCAAAUGAAAACAAAUUAACAGAUAUGACAAAACUUCCCAAAUUUACAGACAUUGAACAAACGAACAGUCAAAAUGAAUUGAACCAGUCAUCAAGAUGGGAAAGAGAUGAUCAUGAAGAGGUCAGACUAAAGUUAAACGAAAAACUUAAAAUGAAAAUGAAGUCAGAAGAGAAGUAUGCCUCAAAGGAACAGUCCAGUGUAGUGAGAAUUGUUGAACGAGUAAAGACCAAGGUGCCUGAUCCUUAUUUUGAUAGAGUUUCUGCAAUAGAGGAGGAAGAUCCAGAAGCUACUUUGUGGUAUGGGUUUGAUGGUGCUGGUGGAAUAAUUGUGAAAGAUGACAACACAGAUGCUUACAGCUGUAUACCUCCAGAUUAAUGUCACUCUAAAUUUAGAAAAGGCAGUUUUAGUUAAGAAAUAAUAUAUCCUAAACAGUGAUUUGUCAUUGUAUAAAAUCAUUGUUUGGAGUUUAGAUGUUAGGGAAUUAUUUCACAAGUGCUCAGCCUGUGUGAUGUAAUAUAAUGUAUCUAAAAGGCAAUGAUUUUGUUCAAGAGCAAAUCAAGGUUUGAGAUAUAUAAUUUCUGUUUUAAGAUGUUAUCAAAGAUUAUUAUAUGCUUCCUUGACGACAUUCAUUGUGUUUUGUAACCACAUCUCUGUUUUGCUGAACACGAAAGAAUAAUUUCAAUUUGUUCCCAAGUGAAAUUUUAUCCGAAAUUCAGUUGCUAGACGGAUACCCAUUCUCACCAAGCAAACGUUUGAAGUGAAUUAAAUACACACGCCAUAACGCCGCUUGGCAGAAAAAAUAGGCAAUACCAUUUCAUCUACCGUUGAUUUUAUUCCAUGAAAGUUCAUUUCAGAUGCAAUAUUCCAUGAUGUAAGUGCAGAGAGCUAAAAUCCUGAACAAAUGCUUUGCACGAGUCAUUUUCCGUUUUCUACGAGCGUUUCCGUUAUAAAAACAUUUUUGUGGUAAUUGCAAAUCUAUACAUUAGUGACAUGGUCUCAUUUACCUAUUAAGAGUGCGUUUAUAAAAAUAUUGGCGUAAAUGUCUUUUAGCAGUUAUUCUAAAAAACAAGAUGGCGUCAUUUUGAAGAAAAACAUUUUUAAAAAGAAGUCUGGCAAAACAGCAAAAUUUGGUCCACCCCUAUUUUUGCACUAAAUAUUUCGCAUAAUGGUAAGACAAAAGUUGUUAAUAAAUUAUGGCAUGAUAAAUAGAAUAAUAGGUUACUGUCUUUUGAGAAAGGGAUUUCUCAGACUUGGCUAGAUAUGGUCCGGAAGGAGCUCGGCAAGCCUCGCUCCUUCCAGGACCAUAUCUAGCCUCAUCUGAGAAACCCUUUCUCAAAAGACAGUAAACUGUUAUUCUGUGUCUGGGCCAUAACUUUGACAUGUAUAAAUUAAUGUUUUCUCAUAUUUCCUUACCAUUUUAAAAAUGAAAUGUUGUUAAAAUUGAAGUUAAAUACAUGUACUUAUUUAUAUUUAUAAAUGUUAUAAACUAUCAACAACUGUAGAGUUUAUUGUACCCAAAUUUUAAUUCAAACAUUGUGUGUUAUAACAUAAUGUAUACCAGAAUAUAGUACAAUAUUGUAUCAUUUACAGAUAUCUGAUCAUUAGGUUAUACUGCAAGUUGAGAUGAUUAAUCACCUUCCAGUAAGAGACUUUUUAUUGCAUCGCUAAACUUCAUUCACUUGUUUUUCAUGUUAAAUCCCAUUUUUGAUAUUUUUAUAUGUACUUUUCAUAUAUUAAAAGUAUUUGAUUAACAUUGUAGAAAGUAUUAUUGAAUCCAUUGUUUCAGUUACCUCCCUGUAUGGUUUCUGACUAUAAGGUCAUAUGUAAUAUUGAAAAGUGUUUUUCAAACCAUUUGAUUAUUCAUGUUUUCAAUUUAGACAGAUGCUUGAUCUGUUUUUAACGCAACACCAAAAGUUUGUAAAAAUUUGCUUUCACAAAGUAAAAAUGCUUCCAGUUUUGAGAUCCCAACUUAAACAGUUUACUUCUGAGCUUAUGACUGUGUGAUAAUAAUUUUAUAAUGAUAUUUUAUUUAACUCAUGGGCCACCUUUCAGUCGGUCCAUCAGUGAGUAGACCAUUUGGUUUUUGAUAAAUAACUGGAGGGUAUGACUGAAUAGCAAAGUCUAGUAGAUUUCGCGAAAUCUAAUCAAAUUAGCGAAAUCUAGACAUAAAAUUUAAACUAAUGAAUAUUUUUAAAAAUCGUUUUAAGCUUUUAUUAAAGCACAACAGUCAAACUUCAUAGGAUGUGGUCAGUAGAUGAUUCCUUGUUUUACGGGCAUUGAUUUAGUUGUCAGUAGGUGAAAGGGCAAUGUCACAGUGACCUGGAGACUGAAAAUAGUUCCCUUUGAAUAACUAAAGAACAGUUUGGUCUACAGUCAACAAACUUCAUACGAUGGUCAAGGUCACAUUGAAAUUUACACUAAAAGCAGUUUUUUACUACUAAAGAAUGCCUUGUGUUGCAGAUAUCAACUACUUGUUGUCAGUAGAUGACCCCUAUUGUUUUUGAGGGCAGUAGGUCAAAGGCCAAGAUCACAUUGAUCUGAAGAAUGAAAACGAUUUUUGCUUGACAACUAAAGAACUAAAGCCUAAUGCUUUUAACGUUGUUAAAUAACAGAUGUUCCCUUAUGUUUUAGGGGCCAGAGGUCAAGGUCACAGCAUACAAAAUUACAUACUCAGUUGCCUUUGACAGACCCUCAUUGGAGGUGAGGGGUGGGGGUAUUUUUUUUUUUUUU
Molecule: messenger RNA, 3939 nt
Organism: Mercenaria mercenaria
Lineage: Eukaryota; Metazoa; Mollusca; Bivalvia; Venerida; Veneridae
Exons: 3
Coding region: 1-1584 (527 amino acids)
Source: RefSeq, a predicted model, not a curated record